AUGAUAGGGGUAUCGUGUAGCAGUGUUGGGCUUGGUCUCCUUAUCAUACUUGUUGUUUUAUGUACUGUCAGUGGAGCAGCGAGAUAUCGGGCUAAAUACACUUUAUACAUAUUUUGUAGUUUUUUAUUCGCCACAGCACCUAUACCAUUGAUGUUAUUACGUCCUCGCGAUUGGAGAAAUGCACUCAUACCGGCAUGGUUGAUAACACGAUUUUCACGUAUAAUUGGGUGUCAUUUUAUUCUUAUUGGAAAAGAGAAUAUUGUUAAAGAAACUGGUGCAGUUGUUCUUAUCAAUCAUCAAAGUUGUUUGGAUGUUAUUGGGGAAUUAUGGCCAGUCCUUGAACGCUGUACAGUUAUUGCUAAAAAUGCCGUUUUAUACUUAGGAUCCUAUGGAUUAGCUUCGUGGUUAUGGGGAACAAUAUUUAUUGAUCGAAAAAAUUCAAAUGCUCAAAAUAAAGUGAAUUCAACUAUAGAGAUUAUUAAGAAGAGAAGGGCAAGAGUACUCUUUUUUCCUGAAGGUACACGGCAUUCUAACAAUACUUUGAAGUCUUUUAAAAAAGGCGCGUUUCAUGUAGCUAUUGAUUCUCAAAUACCUAUCCAACCUGUGGUUGUAUCUAAAUAUUAUUAUAUCAAUCAUAAAUUAAAAAGAUUCGAUUCCGGAGUGAAUUAUAUAUCAAUUUUGCCACCUAUUUCUACUGAAGGAAAGACCAAAAAAGAAAUACCUUCACUGAUGGAACAAGCUUAUCAAUGUAUGAACGAAGAAUUUAAAAAAAAAACACAAGAAGCUAUAGAAAAUUUCAUGGUUGAUAAAAAACAGUGA
Molecule: messenger RNA, 819 nt
Organism: Cotesia congregata
Lineage: Eukaryota; Metazoa; Arthropoda; Insecta; Hymenoptera; Braconidae
Source: the annotation of a GenBank genome assembly